Molecule: messenger RNA, 834 nt
Organism: Pyricularia pennisetigena
Lineage: Eukaryota; Fungi; Ascomycota; Sordariomycetes; Magnaporthales; Pyriculariaceae
Exons: 4
Coding region: 40-834 (264 amino acids)
Source: RefSeq, a predicted model, not a curated record
UUGCGUCGGCCAACCCGCAUCAAGUCUGGGAACAUUCUGAUGCUCAUGGUUCCCAGGAUAGCCAGACCAAGCAAACUUGUAUUUCAACAGGCUUCGCAAAUCGCAGUUCAUCUUGGGUCUUCCUCUUUCACAUCCGCAUACCAGAAAAUGGCAGCCACAACAUCAUCGGCACGAGACCCUGUCGUUGAAGCUCUUCAAGAGUUUACAACAUGUGAUGUAUCGGAUGCGCUCUGCAAGCUCAAGUUCCGCAACGGAGGCUUCCUCUCGGGCAUAACCAUGUGGUCCCCGGAACGUCAAUCUGGAACGACCAAGAUUGUCGGACCGGCGUACACGGUCAAAUACGUGUCUAACAAUGACCCGACCCCGAAGCUUUCGUCUCACUAUAUCGACUCUGUUCCCCCAGGCGCCGUGAUCUUUGUUUCAUGCCCUCCGAGAGUGCCGAAUGCCGUCUACGGCGGACUGAUGUCAACUCGGGCCCAGGCCAGUGGUGCUGUCGGCUCGGUCAUAGAUGGCCGCUUCAGGGAUGUACAGGAACACAGGGAUCUGAACUAUCCGAUCUUUGCGCGCGACACAGGGACCGCGCCGCCCGCCGAGCUGGUCAAGGUUGUUGGCGUCAACGUCCCCGUCAAGCUGGCUGCGGAAGAUCAGGACAUGACGAUCAAUGCGGGCGAUUAUCUGAUCGCGGACCUCAAUGGCGUGGUGGUGUUGCCUAAGGCUCUAGCUGAGCAGGCCUUGCCUCUGAUGAAGAAGCAGGUCGAGGCGGACUCCAAGAUGGCCGAGGAAAUCAAGAAGGGGAUGACAUUUGCGGAGGCGAGCAAGAAGUUUAGAGGUUAG